AUGAUCGGUCGAGCAGCUAAACGUGCACGAGUUGAUGACAGUGGGGCGGAAGAGGUGGAAAAACAUGAUGGAGGGUUUGUCACACCCCUGCAAAUGUUUGCCACGUUUCCUCAUAAUAUAACAUUUGAGGAAACACGUGAAUUAAAACUUCUUGCCACUCCGGCAUCAAGUCCUGAUUCAGAUAUGUAUACUUUUAUUCACAACCGGCAAGAAUAUGGUGUCAUGCGAUUAGAGGAUGCCACCAUAUCAGCAGAAUUGCAAGUUUCAACCAAUGCGGGUGGAAAUCCUGGCAAUACGUUUAGGGUAGCGCCCAUGACACGACCCUUGGCAUUUGGUUGGAAAACGAAAGAAAUAUACGUAAACAACGAUCUGGUGAAUACCACCACGACACAUGAAUCAGAAAUUGCAUAUAUCAAUGCAUUUUUGACAGAAACACCCGACGGCCGGUAUGAUAAACGCGAUUUGUGUUUGGGGUGGUACGAUACCGCGGGUCAAUUUGAUGACACCGUGGGCUUUCACAAUGGUACUAACGUUGUGAAUGUGGGGGGUCGUAGAAGAGCGAAUGCUGUAAAUAUACACGCAAGAUUUAAAUGUCUUGACAAAUUGGAUUUGUUGGGGCAUAAUAAACGAUUUUGUCCCACUUCUUUUGAUGUUAAAGUGGAAUUAACAAGAUUGCCCAAACAUAAAUUUUUCACGGGUAUCGAUGCAAAUGUUACGGCUGUAAAGAUGAGGUAUCAUGAUUUAACAUUAACAAUUCCUAUGAUGAAACCCGUUGCUCAAUUAUCCGCCGCAAUUAAUGAAUUGAUGAUUCAGAAUUCAGAAGAAUGUAAAUUUUACACUACAACCUAUCGUUAUGUGGGCAAACCCUUGGCUAUCGGGGCUCAGAAUGUUCAGGUGAAUGAUAUUUUUAAUGGUGGGCGACCUACGCGAUUUAUUUGUUUCCAGAAAACCCAGGCACGGUACAACGGUGAUAAUGCGCUAAAUUUUCACAGCAUGCCAUUUCCCAACAUCAAUCAUUUUCAAGUGAAAAUUAACGAAGCUAAUAUCCCUCCGUUAAUCACCAAUUCGAAAGAAGCGUAUUUAAAUUUGAUUCGUGUCUUAGAUAAACGUCACAGUCAAAUGCCUGUGACAUAUUCUGCAUAUCAAUCUGAUUUUGGCAUCAUCGUAGUCGAUUUAACGACUAAUCGAGAUAGCUACAAUCAGGUUCUACCCAAUUCCACGGCCGGCGUAGUAAGCGUUGAUAUAAAAUAUACUGCAGCCCUACAAGCCGCACAACAAUUGGUUUUUAUUGGUGAGUUUAGAAAUCAAUUGUCCAUUGGUUAUAAGACAGCUGUUCGUAAUAAAUUUGAAUUUUAA
Molecule: messenger RNA, 1356 nt
Organism: Paramuricea clavata
Lineage: Eukaryota; Metazoa; Cnidaria; Anthozoa; Malacalcyonacea; Plexauridae
Source: the annotation of a GenBank genome assembly